CAAGGUUUAACAAAGUUUAAGUUUUUAUCACAAUUUUUUAAAAAAAUAACAACAAGUCUCUUUUUUAUCAUAUUUAAAUUACUUAUACAUCAAAAUAAUAUAUGUCAGUAUGGGAAGUACUAAAUUAUCUACUUGAUUAAUGAACGUUUCAAUAAGCGCAUUUGAUAUCACAGCAAUGCCGCACAAUGCAGCUAGUUUUAAAUCUAAUUGUAAAAAGUUGAUCGUGCAAAGGCCGUAUAUGAAUAAUCCUUGAGCAACGAUGCUUGCAAUAGUUCCUUCAAUCGAUUUUAUUGAGUUGCUGCUCCAUUUAUGUCUACCGAAUUUACUUCCGAUCACACUGGCAAAUGUAUCUCCAAUGCCAACUGAUAAGAUGCCCGAAAUUAAUGGUAGAAAUUCAAAUGAUGUUGAUCCAAUCAAGUCACAUGGCGAGUUAUGUAUCCAUAAUGGUAAUGAGCAUCCAAUAAGUAAGUAUAAUGGUGUUAAUGCAAUAUUUCCAGCAUCUUGUUCAUCAAUAAAUGAUUGUACACUAAUUUCUAGUGCUUCAUAGACUGGCCAUAAUUUAAUGACACGAGCAAGUUCAAGAACAAUGAGAACAGCCAAAAUAACAACAGAAGCGAUGUAUAGGAAAUGACAUUGAUAAAUAAGUCCAGGUAUGUAUACUAGAACAAUGAGUAUAUGAAAUAUUUUGCGCACUGCCGUUGUACUCUUUCUGUUCUUUUUAAUUUGCCAUGAUACUGCAAUACCGGCCAUAAUCAAAAGCAACACAUAGACUCCGACGAUAAUAAUUCUUUCGAUAUCGUUAAAUAUAAAAUUCCAUAGAAUUGUUAUUGCAUACUUUCCAUCCAAUGUCGUUAUACAUAAUGUAAAUGCGACAAAAAGUAAAAGCGGAUAGAAUAAGUACCAUGAACGAAAUAUUGGUAUGACGUGAGUUAUGAGGAUAAGAAAAAGUACUCCAAUUAAGCCUAAUUGUAAAAUCAUGUCGAGUUGAUCGUUCAUUGUUUUGGCAUCAUCGAUGAAUGGCAGAAUUAAGAAGCAGUUGUAGAUGAAAAUUAUGAUUCCUUGGGCGACAAUUGUUGCUUCGCCAAAUGUAAAGCAUCUGGGCAUUGCUUUCAUAAUGUACAUAAGCGUCAAAUAGUACACAAUCAUUAUUACAACACCGGUGAUAAAGCUAAAUAUUAGGUUUUGUCCUAAUAUUUGAUUAAUUAAUAUUGACGUUGUACAUGCUGGAACUGUCUUUAACAGCAACUUUAUCCAAAACGGUAUUUGUUCGAUGAAUGUAAAGCUUAUGAAAAUCUCAAUAGAUUGCAGCAUUAGUCCAAAUAAGAUUGUUGUUGAUAGCUCAUAGUUAAAUUGUAUAGUCUUUGGGUUUCUUAUAAUUGUCUGAAGAUAAGCCAGGAACAGAAGCGAACUCAGCCAAAUUCCGUGCGAUGAAUUUCUAAAGGAAUUGAAAAAUAUAUUUUGCAAUAAGUCGUAUAAUCUAGAACGAUUUGACUGUUUUUCAUACCUCAGAAUUAUAUUCUUGUUCUUGCAGUUUAGAUCCAACUUCUUCCACAUUGUCGGCAUCUCCUCAGUCAUAUUUUUUAAUUAAAUUAAAUUCUUAUCAAAUUUAACAUUAAAAUGUUUGUACUGAAUUAAGAAUCACUGACCUUGGAUUCACAAAAUUUAUUAUUUUACUCCUUAAUCAGCUGCUAUUUAUAACAAUUAAUAAAUUAUUGGCUUGAUUUAUGGUUCUAAUGACCAGAAUAAAUAACAAUCAGCGAUUAAUUAAGACGUUUAUUUUCGCACGGAAACAUCUAGUAAACAGCAACAACAAUUGAGCGCCUUUUGAGAUUUUUGAAAAUGAGUCUUUAAUGCCUUAUUAAAAUAAGUAUGUACUGACCGAAACCAAUAACUUAAAUGUUAAUGAAUUGCCACAAUGAAUUUCAAUCAUCCAGUCUACAUAAAUUUCUACAAGUUUCUAUUAAUCGAAGAGAUAGUUUUAGCUGACAAUCCAGCUACAGUUCAUUAUGGAAGAUGCAAUCUCAUUGGAUAUCUAGCUAGUCCAGAUUGUAUUCAGUCACUAACAAUUCCAAAUGUUGACAGAGAAUAUCAAUUGCCUGAUGGAGAAAUAAGUCUUAAAAUACAUGUAGAAUUUCAUCCGCGAGAGUUUUUGCAUUCAACAGUUCAGAUAUACGGAGAAGUAAGACUAAUCGAAAAGAACCGAGAAAUGACAGUUGAGAAUUUUGAGUCAUCGCACAGUCUCAUUCACAGACUACGUGAGCUACAAAGAAGUUUAGAAUUAGAAGAAGGAAAGGAUCGAGAACCAAGUGGAACGAAUGACAAAAGUAUGAGUCUCGCAGUAAGAAUACGAUUAGAGAAAGAGAUUCAUACAUUUGAGGACAAAUAUAUGCCUGUAAUUUAUGUUGAUAGCAUAAGACGUUUACCUUUAGCACGAGAAAUUAUGUUAGAAAAUCUCAAUUAUAGAUUGAUAAGAGAAAAGGUCGAUUCUGUUUUAAGAAUGCGAAGAUGACAUUUUCUUGUUAUCUGCCUUACUUAUUCCUUACACGGCAGAUGCUAGUGACUCAUGUAUGCCUUUAUUGUUACCGUAAGUCGUAAAUAAACUUAUAUUAGUACUGUAAAAGCAAAAAAUGAGAACUGAUAGCUGAAAACAAAGUGAUAGAAAGUAAGACAAAAGUAGUUUAUUGGCUCAUAUUGAACCUCCUUUAUUCGUAAAUAUACAUGCUACAUUCAUCAUUAAAACAAAUAUAAUAAUAGUAAUAAUAAUUCAUUUGACAUUAUACUCAUGCUUAACUACCACAAAAUACAUGUGCAGUCACAAGAGACUGAAAUUCCACUCACCAAAAAGAAAAACAUGUUUAUCUUGCGAUUCAUUCUUAUUCAGGUUCAUUAAUUAAAUUAAAUCUUUUUUUUUAUGAAUUAUUUUUAAGACUUGUUAAAUUUUUUUAAUUUUUUUUUGUUUGAAACGAUUAAGAGCUUACUAUUGAGAGAAAUAAGAACUGGAAAAAGGCAUUCAAAAUUGUCGUGAAAAUGCAUUCUCAUCAAUCGUUUCCAAUCACAAUUUUUUUCGUAA
Messenger RNA from Chironomus riparius, 3070 nucleotides. The record is from the annotation of a GenBank genome assembly. Lineage: Eukaryota; Metazoa; Arthropoda; Insecta; Diptera; Chironomidae.